CACUAAUCCAUAGUAAACAAAAAUUUUGUUGUUUAUCAAAGUUGUUUUCUUCUUGGGGACCGAACGGGAUUUGGAAACCAGACAGGACUUGGCCAUGUCGAAGUUGAACGACACCAAGAUUCCAAUCACGGAGUUUCUGGAGGCCUACCGCCGUCAGCCGUGCCUCUACAACUCACUGCUGGACACAUACAAGAACCGAGAAUCCCGAGAAGAGGCUUAUGGGGCGAUAAUCCGUGCCUUGAAGAUCCCCCAACUGACCGUGGUGGACAUUAAACUAAAGAUAAAGAGCGUUCGCACCGUCUACUCCAAGGAGCUGCGCAUAUGGAUGCGGGAGAAGGAGCUGGGCCGGAGCUACGAGCCAAAAUUGUUCUGGUUCAAGCUGGCUGAUUCCUUUCUGCGAUCCGUGUCCCUUUCCCACAGCAAAAAGUCCAAGAACAAGAAUGGAAGUGCUCCGCAGACACCUAUCAAAUCAGAAGCUAUGGUGCCUUCAGUGAAGAUGCUCUUCAACACCACUGCCGAUAUCAGCAUGAGCGAAGAUGCCCUGGAGGAGGAGGAAGAGGAGGAUGAAACAGCAGCGACGACUGAGACUGGGGUCGAAGAAUCAGAGCACCAUGAGCAGGAUACCCAGGAAAAGGCAGCAGAAAGCAACUGCCUCAUAAGCGUGGCCAGUGAAAGGACUGGCCGGGGCAAAUCUGAGCUCAUUAUUGACGAUUGCAUGGUGGAGGAGCCACAGCACCAGCCCCGGCAGCCGCAGCAUAUGAAUCCUCCUCCGUUUGCUCCACAUCCCUCCCUCCAUCAACCCGGCCCGCCAGCACAACGAAAAAUGAAGUACAACCCAACCGGAUGCGAGCCAGCCAGCGAUGAUGAACUGAUGAUCUUCGGCCAGAGCAUCGCCUCCCAGCUGCGCAACAUCACCGACUCCUACUCGAGGUCCGUGGCCAAGCUGCGCAUCCAGCAGGUGCUCUUCGAGGCGGAGACGGGUCACUUUCAGAACGUGGACGCCACCAGUCCGCCACAGCUGCAGCAUACCUUCUAAUCCGUGACGAAGCCGUUUAGUCUAUAGACCUUAGUUCGGAUAUCCGAACUAGAAAAGGGUUUAUGAGCCCUUUUUUUUAGAUUUGUUUUACGCAUUUAGUUAAUUUAUAAUUAAACGCAAUAUAAAU
This is a messenger RNA of Drosophila bipectinata, 1163 nucleotides long. RefSeq lists its product as uncharacterized. Lineage: Eukaryota; Metazoa; Arthropoda; Insecta; Diptera; Drosophilidae. The record is from RefSeq and is a predicted model, not a curated record.